Molecule: messenger RNA, 741 nt
Organism: Solanum tuberosum (potato)
Lineage: Eukaryota; Viridiplantae; Streptophyta; Magnoliopsida; Solanales; Solanaceae
Exons: 2
Coding region: 1-741 (246 amino acids)
Source: RefSeq, a predicted model, not a curated record
AUGGUUGUUCCUACUACCACCAGUGACACUGCUGUUGCAGUUCUGACUACCACUCAUGUGGUACAGUUCAACCCAGUUGCCCAAUCACCUACCAAACUACAAGGUAACCUCAACUUUGCCACCUGGAUGGCCCAACUAGUGAUGCUACUCAAUGGACACAAGCUCCUUGGGCAUCUCAGUAGUGCCAAAUCUGCUCCCCCUACAACUAUCACACACACUGAUAGUACCAUCUCAAAUAUUGAAUAUGAGAUAUGGUUUUUCCAAGACCAACUAAUUCAACAAGCAAUGAUGGCAUCUGUUGACCCCACUAUUGCUCCCACUAUUCCAAUUGCCUCUUCGGCAAAAAAUAGCAUGGGAUCUCCUUCAUACAGCUUGCAGAACUUGAAAAAGGCCUCCAAGACAAUUGCUACUUACCUACAGGAGAUCAGAUCAAUUGUUGAUGCUCUCAAAGUAGCAGGCUCUUCGGUGGCUGAUGACGAACUAGCAGUCAAGAUCUUGAGUGGCCUAGGUCAUGAGUACCGUGAAAUCACUGCCGCUAUAAGAGCGCGCCACACAACCCUAAGCUUUGAGGAGCUAUUCCAGAAACUAACAGACCAUGAACUCUUUCUCAAACAUCAAGAUAUUGACAGGUCAUCCUCCAUCAUCACGACUGCAGUUGCACAAAGGAUCAACUUUCAGCCGCAACAUCAGAAGAAUAAUCGUCUCUUCCCCAAUCAAUAUUCGAAACCACAAGCUCCAUGA